Fusarium keratoplasticum is the source of this 474-nucleotide messenger RNA. RefSeq lists its product as uncharacterized. The transcript has a single exon. Lineage: Eukaryota; Fungi; Ascomycota; Sordariomycetes; Hypocreales; Nectriaceae. The record is from RefSeq and is a predicted model, not a curated record. The coding region runs from base 1 to 474 and encodes 157 amino acids.
AUGGCACCAGAACCUAUGAGCGAGGAGAUGAAGGAGGAUAUCCGGCGCAUGACGGAAACCCUGACCAACCAGCCCACCAUUGAGCUGCUUACUCGAGCUGGGAACCAGGCCAAGUACAACCGGUGGGACCUCAAGGAGCGAAAGAAGGCUCGGGAGGAGGCCAUGGCACGAGCAGAGAACAACGGGGAUGCCGGAGACUACGAAGAGGAUGUCACCAGAGAUACCGAAGCCAGUGUUGCCGACACCACUGGCAUCAACGAGGCCAACGUCACAGAUGCCGGUGCCAACGAAACCAAUACCACUGACGUCUCCGAGGCCAAGGGCAAGGUCACCACCAAGGUCAAGGAUGUUGUGUCCCGCGUUACAAAGGCAAUGAACCGCCUGAGCAUGAUCAAGAAGCGAGCUGGUGACAAGACUGCAGACGACAAGGGCAAGUCUGGUCACGGCAGCAAGCAGGGUGGCAACAAGGCUUGA